Molecule: messenger RNA, 3527 nt
Organism: Stegastes partitus (bicolor damselfish)
Lineage: Eukaryota; Metazoa; Chordata; Actinopteri; Pomacentridae
Gene: rpia
Product: ribose 5-phosphate isomerase A (ribose 5-phosphate epimerase)
Exons: 7
Coding region: 87-776 (229 amino acids)
Biological process (GO): pentose-phosphate shunt, non-oxidative branch; D-ribose metabolic process
Cellular component (GO): cytoplasm
Molecular function (GO): ribose-5-phosphate isomerase activity
Source: RefSeq, a predicted model, not a curated record
GGGUCUCUGGAUCUCUCUCCCGGAGUCUGGCGGCUCUCAGCGGCCGCAAACACGUGUGUGGCUUCGGUCGGUGUGCAGCUGAGACCAUGGCAGAGGAGGCGAAGAAACUGGCCGCUUACGCCGCCGUGGACAACCACGUCCAGGUGAGGAAGGAAGGAGGGGGGAGGCUCCGAGUCGACAGCUUUUUCUCUGCUCGUUUUUUUUGCAAUCGCCUCAUUUUCUCCCAUCUCCUCCUCUUUCAGGCUCGCCAGCUGAUUCUGCAGCACGGCCUCACGCUGUCGGAUCUGGACAGGCACCCGGAGCUGGACGUGGCGAUCGACGGAGCCGACGAAGUGGACGCAGACCUCACUCUGAUUAAAGGUGGAGGCGGCUGCCUGACUCAAGAGAAGAUCGUCGCCGGCUGCGCCAAACAUUUUGUUGUCAUCGCCGACUUCAGGAAAGACUCCAAGGCUCUGGGCCAGCAGUGGAAGAAGGGAGUUCCCAUCGAGGUUAUCCCCAUGGCGUACGUCCCCAUUUCCAGGACGAUAGCCAAGCGCUUCGGGGGGGAGGCCAACUUACGGAUGGCUGUCAGUAAAGCAGGUCCCGUGGUGACCGACAACAGCAACUUCAUCCUGGACUGGAAGUUUGAGUGCGCUCAGAAGUGGAAGGAGGUCAACACGGCCAUCAAGAUGAUCCCAGGUGUGGUGGAGACGGGGCUCUUCGUGGGCAUGGCUGAGCGGGCCUACUUCGGGAUGGAGGACGGCAGCGUGCAGGUCCGAGAUCCUCCGGUCAACUGACGAGUCGGCCAUGAUCCCCGUCUUCUCUGGAACGACCUCACUUCUCCCUCAAGUGCCGUGAUUUACACCCGGUUUCAGGCUGUGCUGGAGCUGAAGCUGAAACUGCAUCUCCUCCAGAACUGGACAAAACUGCAGCAACAACUGGAGCAUCGCUUGGUUCCUCUCAUCCUGCAGGUGGUGCUUCUGAUUCUGUGAGUUUUAAAGUGCCUGAUGAGGGAAACCAAGCGAUAUUCUUGUUGUUUUUUUGUUUUUUUUUGUUUCUCAGUUCGUCUUCCUGGUCACACUGGGACUCUUCCUGUAAUUGGUGGGUUUGACUGAACAUCUGCAGAGCUGCGGUUCUGCAGAGGUGUGCCUUGAGAUUAUAGUUUAAGUCCUGUAAAUACAAAAAAAACCCCAGUGCUAUGGAGGUUACAUUUAAAAAUCUCAUAAACAGACGAUUACCUGCUGGCUGAUGCAAACACAAAGCAGUCGAGUUGAAUCUCAGCACACUGUAGGCAGCUGAGAAAUUAAUUAAUUUCACUAAUUAAUAUGCAAAUUUAAACAGCAAGAAGCUCCGUAAGUUAAUAAGGAAACCUUGUGGUGCAGCUACGAAGCUUCUGUUGUUUGUUUUUGGUGUUACGAGGACACAUGACACGAUGACAAACGCAGCAGUCUGUCACGUAGCAUAUAGAGCACACGGUUUCAAUCCAAUGCAUACGUUCCCCAUGACAACAAAAAAUGUGAAAAGACAUGUAGUUUCUCUGUGAUCAUCUUGUGUAUCAGUGCUGUGCAGUGUAGUGAUGCAUUUACAUCAUCUCAGCAUCCAAAAGCAGUUACCAAACUGUUGUUUUUGAACUUCAGACCGCACAAAUAUAAAGUAAUGUCUGGAUGUUUAUGGGAUAUUCUUCAACACGUGGCUGCAGACGGUUCACGGAGCAGCUGCUGCAACGUUAUAUAUCCAUUUAUAAUCAAUGAAACUGGCUGAGUGGUGCAUACAGACAUCUGCAAAUGUAGAAAUAAACCAUUCUUCACUUUAUAUAUUUUUGCAAGGUGCUUUUACACAGAAACCAGUCAAAGUGUCAUAUUUUUUUAAAAUUUAACAACCAGUAUACAGGAAAAUGACCUCUUUUUUUUCUAUGUAUAUGUUGCUAGCAUCAGCCAAUGGUUGUUUAGUCACAUUAUCCUGGAGUUUAUAGACGUUAACGUACCCAUAUUACACAAACUCACAGCCUCCAGAAACAGAAGACACUGUAAUUCCAAAGCUCAAAAUCUUGCUUUGCCGCAACACUUUUCCAUAAUUAGUCAUUAAAAUCUGAUUUUUGCUAAGUUGCUUCAUCCUGCAGUCUAUAGAUGCUAACUUACCCAUACUACACAAAUCAAUUUGCCAUUUGAAGCCAGUAAAAAGAUGCAUUUUCUUCUCACAUUUAGUCUGCAAACACACACUGUGCGUCCAGCGUGGCCGCGAUGUUAGCGUCACGUUAGCAGAGCUGGAUGGAGGAUUUCUAGCCGUGGUUGUAAACUUGUUUGUUCCUCUGGCCAGUAUGUUUGCAGUCACGUUAGGUCACAUUUUUGACGUAAUUCUCCCAUGAUAGCUGCUGUCGCUAUGAACCAAUCGCUCUGGUUUCCCGCCACCGUGCGAAGGAAGACGAGAGUUUGGAAAAUGUUUGCGGUUUCCUCUUGAGUUUCAGCAGCUGCUCCUGUAGAGUUUCACCCGUCGGGGUUAAAGUCUGCUGCUUCACUUUAAAACAAACAAACCACUGAAUGUUGGUACUUUACUGCAUGCACCUUCUUCUUCCACUGUGUCGGUUCUUUUUGUGCCUGUAAGUCCACCUGUGCCAUAAACUUUAAAUAAGUAAUAAUAACAAACAUUUGUUGUAUAACAGUGUCACAUUUAAUGGUACCAGUAGCACCGCGAGCACGUUACAUGUGCCUUGGCAUGCCAAAGCAAUAGGAAAUCAUUUUUAGAUUCAGGAGUAGCAGAAAUCUGAUCAUGUAGCUGCUGAUCUACGUGUUCAAAGCUGCACUGUGAGGGUUUAGGAGACUUUUCAAUAUGGAAACGUAAAGUUAACGACAAGUAACGAGUUCCUGAAGCUCCAGAACAGAAAUAUAAAAGAUGCUUCCUGAUUGGUCAGUGUGAAAAAGUCCAAACAACUUCACAGUGGAGCUUCAUACAGUCUUUUCUCAUUGUGCAAGUUUUCAGUGUCACACAAAACUACACUCACUGAAUAAUGUAUUACCCAGAAUACGGUUAUACCUCUUCUCUAACAAAGUAAUCAGAGUACCGUUGUUGCUUGGAAACAAUUGGUUAUUUCUUUGUUUAUGCCGAGUUAUCUGUCAACAUCAUCUGUUUGAAACUUGUCAUCUCAUUCUUUUUCUUUUUAUAUUGUUUUGUAAUGCAGCUGUUUGUUCUGCUUCAGGCUCACAACGCCUUACGCUCCGCUUUCAUUUUGUAAAUCUGUGUUUUUCUACGUGCAUCUCUGAGAGACUCGAGGCUGAGCAGUUUAUUACAGCGCUGGGGGUUUUGUCUGCGAGCUUCCGUCAGGUACGAGCAAUCUGGUUUCAUUCUCCUAAAUCCAAUCGAAGAGGAUGAUUUUUACAAUCCGCCUCGGCCUCGGCGGCCCGGAGACGAAGUAAAAACCGAGAAUACGAUGUUGGGUCUUCUUGCACCAGCGUUUCUGUUGUUCCUUUCUUUUACCAGUCGACUGUGAAUAUGAGUUUUGCUGUGAAGGUACGACUUCCUUUGUCAACCAAUAAAGGACCAAAAUGAGAACA